CAGGACGGGAGUGCGGUGAGCUGAGAGGGGCCCCGGGGUCCAUUACAGUAAGUGGCCGCCGUGGGGACCGACCUGCUGUGGGACAUGACCGGAUGCCUCAGCAGGUUUAACCAUUUUCCGUAGCGAUUGGAAGUAUGACGCUGAUUAAAGGUUCCUUUACCUAUUCCAGCGGAGAGGAAUACCACGGAGAAUGGAAGGAAGGCCGAAGGCAUGGAAUGGGCCAGCUAUUAUUUGCUGAUGGGAGUAUCUACAUAGGCCAGUUUGAAAAUGGACUUUUCAGUGGUUAUGGAGUGCUGACCUUUCCAGAUGGAUCAAGGUACGAAGGCGAGUUUCUUCAAGGAAAAUUCCACGGUGCUGGUGUUUUUACCCGUUACGACAACAUGAAAUUUGAAGGAGAAUUUAAAGGUGGUCGGGUAGAGGGUUUUGGCAUGUUGACCUUUGCAGAUGGUUCCCAUGGCAUUCCAAGAAAUGAAGGCCUGUUUGAGAAUAAUAAACUGAUAAAGCAAGACAAAUGUCAAGCGCUGGUCCAGAGGGCACUUAGUGCAUCUAAGGCUGCUUGCUGUCUCGCAGGACACCCCAUGUGAAGAGAAAAUCUCAUUCUUUCCAGACAGCUAAGUCUAUUGUUGCAUCCUCUAAAGUGCACUCACUUGUUUAUUUUCUUGGCUUGUUUACACUGCUUGCUGGUUAAAGCAGAGCAAAAGAACUGCUGUUUCGCAAAAGUGUUUUAUGCUUUUAUUGUCUUCUAUCAUACAAUAUAUUCUGGUCAGAAAAACUAAGAAUUGGAACACUGAAGGUAUACCAGGAACCAAACCACUACUCUGUCUGUGGAACACAGUGCCUCGAAGGAAAUCGCUCUCUCAUCUGAAUUAAAAUCAUUUACAAAUUUACGCAAAUA
Pelobates fuscus (common spadefoot toad) is the source of this 895-nucleotide messenger RNA. It is a transcript of the gene MORN4, whose product is annotated as MORN repeat containing 4. The record is from RefSeq and is a predicted model, not a curated record. Gene Ontology annotation, cellular component: cell projection. NCBI's taxonomy places the organism in Eukaryota, Metazoa, Chordata, Amphibia, Anura, Pelobatidae. The coding region runs from base 135 to 584 and encodes 149 amino acids. The transcript has 5 exons. Gene Ontology annotation, biological process: response to axon injury.